AUGGCACCCACCACCUUUACAAUCUCCGAUGUUCGAAUCUUCACGGGCAAAGAGGUCAUAGACUUCGGCUAUGUCACAGUCAACGAUGGGAUCAUCUCAGAUGUGUCUUCUGGAUCACCGCCUUCUGAAACUGUAGGCCUGGUAAUCUCUCGGCCUGGUCAUACUGUCAUUCCUGGCUUGAUAGAUGCACAUAUGCAUGCUCAGGGUAACGACCUUGCCUUGAUCCAAUCUCUUCAAUUUGGAGUCACGACCGUGCAAGAUAUGCACAAUGAGACAGCCAACGUACACAAAAUGAAAAAGAUUGCAGCAGCAAAAAAGGAUGAAGCUUCCGAUUUCAAGGCCGCAGGUGUGGCUGCUACGAUCGAAGGCGGUUGGCCCAUGGCCGUGGUUCUAGCCAUUGAUAAGAGUGAACAGGUGAGAAUAGAUGGCCCGUAUAAUCCUAUUCAGCUUAAGCGUAAAACUGACUUCAAUCAGACAGCUGCAGAUGUUGCAACCUGGCCUAAACUCAAAUCUCCAGCUGAAGCUGAGGAAUAUGUCGCGUUCAAUCUUUCUCCCGCCGGUGGCGCAGACUUCAUCAAGCUGAUGCACGAGUCCGGGUCCGCCGUGGGCAAAUCCAUCUCGAAGCCAUCUCUAAAUAUCCAAAAGGCCCUGAUAAAGGCGACCCACGAAGCUGGCCGGAUUGCCGUAGCGCACUGCUUCGGCCGCGCUGACACGCUGGAGAUGCUUUCUCUGGGAAUAGACGGGCUAGCUCAUACCUUCAUGGAUGAGCCAGUCAACGAAGAAAUCAUUAAAGGAUACAAGAAGUCUGGUGCAUGGUGCAACCCAACUCUAGCACUACUGGGGAGCUUCACCACUGAGGGAGAGGCACUGGCGAAACGAUUUGCCAAUGAUGAGAGGGUGAAGGACAAGCUGGCAGCCACAGACCAUGACACAAUGUGUCGCUGCAUGAGUUUUGCAACGGCUAAUGCUACCGUCCAAUAUGCGUAUGAGACAGUGCGGCGCUUAAAGGCCGAGGGGGUGCCAAUCAUUGUGGGAUCCGAUGCUGUUGGCCCUGGGCUGGGCACUGCAUACGGAGCUACGGUCCAUCAAGAGAUGUAUUUGCUCGUGAAGGAGUGCGGAUUCUCACCGCAAGACGCAAUCCGCUCUGCAACCACCGUGACGGCUGAGGUGUUUGGCUUGGAAGACCGAGGAGAAGUUGCUCAGGGGCUGAAGGCUGAUCUGGUUCUGGUGGAAGGAAAUCCAGUGGACGAUAUCGAUGCUACGCUCAACAUCAAAAGCGUCUGGCGUGAUGGGAUCUUAGCCAAGGGCUUCCAAGUAUAG
Molecule: messenger RNA, 1320 nt
Organism: Clonostachys byssicola
Lineage: Eukaryota; Fungi; Ascomycota; Sordariomycetes; Hypocreales; Bionectriaceae
Source: the annotation of a GenBank genome assembly